Molecule: messenger RNA, 3087 nt
Organism: Anthonomus grandis grandis
Lineage: Eukaryota; Metazoa; Arthropoda; Insecta; Coleoptera; Curculionidae
Gene: lap
Product: phosphatidylinositol-binding clathrin assembly protein LAP
Exons: 15
Coding region: 143-2287 (714 amino acids)
Biological process (GO): synaptic vesicle budding from presynaptic endocytic zone membrane; clathrin coat assembly; clathrin-dependent endocytosis
Cellular component (GO): extrinsic component of presynaptic endocytic zone membrane; clathrin-coated vesicle; clathrin-coated pit
Molecular function (GO): 1-phosphatidylinositol binding; phosphatidylinositol-4,5-bisphosphate binding; SNARE binding
Source: RefSeq, a predicted model, not a curated record
UCCGUUUUUCUGACAGUUCACGUCAAGUGGUUGAACGGGAGGUUGUUGGAGCGGGUUCUCUCAAAAUCCUGCCGAAAAUUUUAGUGAUCGCGAGUGGAAUUUAGUUUUUUUUUGGUGUGAAUAUUCCUGAAAAACGUCCAAAAUGGCAAGCAGGAUGGCCGGUCAGACUAUAAACGACAGGUUGCUAGCCGCACGGCAUAGUAUAGCGGGUCAAGGACUGGCCAAGGCGGUCUGCAAAGCGACCACAGAAGAAAUGAUUGGACCCAAAAAGAAGCACUUGGAUUAUUUAGUUCAUUGCACUAAUGAGCCAAACGUAUCGAUACCGCAGCUAGCAAAUCUGAUCAUAGAAAGGUCCCAAAACACCAAUUGGGUAGUUGUGUAUAAGGCCUUGGUCACCUGUCAUCACAUGAUGUGUUAUGGAAAUGAAAGAUUCACGCAGUUUCUGGCCUCAAAUAAUAGUACCUUUCAACUAAGUAAUUUUCUAGAUAAAAGCGGCCUUCAAGGGAUGCUUAAUUCAAAAGCGGGGUAUGACAUGUCGCCGUUCAUCCGCCGAUAUGCUAAAUAUUUAAACGAGAAGGCUUUGUCAUACAGAGCGGUGGCUUUCGACUUUUGCAAAGUCAAACGAGGCAAAGAAGAUGGUAUGUUAAGAACAAUGAACGCCGACAAACUACUAAAAACAAUCCCCAUUCUGCAGCAACAAUUAGACGCCCUGCUGGAGUUUGACUGUAACAGCAACGACCUUACGAACGGCAUUAUUAAUAUGUGUUUCAUGUUGCUGUUUAGAGAUCUCAUCAAGCUUUUUGCUUGUUAUAACGAUGGCAUUAUAAAUUUACUAGAAAAAUACUUUGAUAUGAACAAGAAACAAUGCAAAGAAGCACUGGACGUGUACAAAAAGUUCCUCGUUCGAAUGGAUCGCGUCGCUGAAUUCUUGAAAGUAGCUGAGAAUGUAGGCAUAGAUAAAGGGGAUAUUCCCGACCUCACCAAAGCCCCUAGUAGUCUACUGGACGCCUUGGAACAGCACUACAACCAUUUGGAAGGCAAGAAGUCUUCAACUGGUGCAACUCCUUCUAGUACGAACAAUCAAAAGAAUAUCAAGUCAGGCGUGACGGCUUUGAAUUCGACUAGUAAUGCUUUCGGCAACGUCGCUUCCAGUGGCCGUUUGGAUUCGGUGAAUGCCAGUAUCGAUGAAAACUUGAAACUGAAGGUUUUGGCAGAAGAGGAAGCCGCCAUGAACCAGUUUAAAGUAAGUUCUAAAGUAUCGCCGCCAAGCUCGGCGGUAAACAACCCGUUCCUCAGCAACUCAAACUCGCCAUCCAACCAAUCGACUCCUGUGGUGGACUUGUUUGCACCUGAAGUCACACCUGUUCAACCAAAGGCUUCUGACGAUCUUUUGCAGUUGUCCAAUCCGUUUGUUGAUCAGUUCAGUUCGACAACUGCGUUUUCUGUUCAGCAACAGCAGACUACUAGUGCUUGGGUAGCAAACGGUAAUGGUUAUGGAAUACCAACAGUACAGCCUGUGAUGUCCAACCCGUUAGCGCCAAACGGAGGUAGUUUCGUAACGGAAAAUAAUUUCACCUCAGUCUUUGGUAACACCGAAGCUCCAGCUGCCGAAGAGAUCCCAUCCCCUUUUUCCUAUAAUCCUUUCCUGGUGGAAGAUAACACCCCCCCUCUCCUAAGCCUGGAUUCACCCACCAAAUCCGACGAUAACCCGUUCCGAAACGUUAUCGACUUUUUUCAAGAACAGUGUUCGGAUAUCGGAAAUCACACUGCAACCGGAACCUUCGAUGCAUUAGGCGGCGUCCUACAGCCAAUGAACAGUCUCGGCGGUAAAAUGUCAAACGGUAACGGCUUAACCUCUAACACCAACGGCAGUCAACAAUUGGCCACCAAUGGCGGACUAUUGACCGGCGAUCUUGAAUCUAGUUUGGCCUCUUUGGCGGAAAACCUCACUAUUAAGGACCGAAAACAAACAUUAAAGGGAGUCCAAUGGAAUUCGCCUAAAAACGGUAGUUCAAAACCUAACUGGACUCCACAACCCAUGAGUGCUACUACUGGCGCGAAUUACAAACCAAUGAAUCAGCAAAUUAAUAGUGGGCCUUUUAGUACAUCUUUUAAUCCUAGUAUGCCUAUGGCCGCACCGAUGGUUGCGCAGCCUGUUUAUCCUCAGGUGCCACAGAUGGGAGUGAAACCUAUAAACCCCAUGAUGGCCCCACUAAAUCCGAUGGGCGGUUUACCACAGCAGCCGAACGCCUUAGGGCAACCACAACAACAACUUUUGUUCCACUGAUGGAUACCUUAGUUUAAUUUAAUUUUAUUUUUGUAAAUACAUAUUAUAUAUUUUUGUAUUAUAUGAAUCCAGAUAUUUGGAAACCAUUGAAGAGAUUUUUAAAAUGCUUCUCUCUUUUUUGAGAGAGAUCGUAUCAAUUGUCGAUGUUAAAGAAAGAAAACACUUUUUUAUCACUUUUAGUGGGGUUACUUUUAAGAUAAAAAUAAAGGCUUUUCUAUAUUUGUCACAUGCAUAUUUUUAUAUGGCGAUGUUUCUGCAAUAACGUAGCCCGUAUAUGUCGGACAAAUCAUCUUUCUUGUACAUAUCACUUUUAUAUUAUGUUAUAUUAGUAUCUGCUUAGGAAAUAUUGUGAUCAUCAUAUCAAAAUUUCUGUUAUUGUUAGUUGUUCUUAUAUCGUUAGACAAUAAGCUGGCGACGGUCCACAUUAUAAUAGGAUAAAGAAUUGUCUCAUGGACCAAGAAAUGAUUGAGAUUUCAAUUUAGCGGACAUUUAUUAUGAUGUAUGCCAUAUUAAAAAUGUAACUGUAAAUUUUAUAGAUUUUUAGUACAUAGUAUAUACUCGGUGUUGAGAUUUGAGUGUAAUACGAUUUUUUAAUUAAACAGUUCUACCAAUUUUUUUUGCCUGGUGUCCAUGUGAUAUGCGACCUGGCAAUGACUUUUUAGUAUUUAUGUUUAUUUUAAUGCACUUUAUACGAUAUUUUUAUUAUUAGUAUUAUUACAUCAUUGCUUUUUGUAUAGAGGCAUUUUGUUAUUUAAGUGUAUAUUGUAUUAAUUAUAUUAUUAUUGAGCAGUCUUGAAUAA